Styela clava is the source of this 7019-nucleotide messenger RNA. Its product is annotated as 5'-3' exoribonuclease 1-like. Gene Ontology annotation, cellular component: nucleus. Lineage: Eukaryota; Metazoa; Chordata; Ascidiacea; Stolidobranchia; Styelidae. The record is from RefSeq and is a predicted model, not a curated record. Gene Ontology annotation, biological process: rRNA catabolic process; nuclear-transcribed mRNA catabolic process. Gene Ontology annotation, molecular function: 5'-3' RNA exonuclease activity; RNA binding.
UUCAUGAAGCGUUAGGUUUUAUAUUUUGUAAUCAAAUUAGGCUUUGAUAACUAGAACAUGGGUGUUCCCAAGUUUUAUCGAUGGAUCAGUGAAAGAUAUCCAUGCCUCAGUGAAGUGGUGAAAGAAUAUCAGGUUCCAGAGUUUGACAAUCUGUAUUUGGAUAUGAAUGGUAUCAUUCAUGUUUGUUCACAUCCAAAUGAUGAUGAUCCUCAUUUUCGAAUUACCGAAGAGCAAAUCUUUAAAGAUAUAUUUCACUAUAUAGAGGUUUUAUUUCGUAUUGUUCGUCCAAGAAAAGUGUUUUUCAUGGCAGUCGAUGGUGUCGCUCCACGUGCAAAAAUGAACCAACAAAGAGGCAGAAGAUUUAGAUCAGCCAAAGAAGCAGAAGAAAAUAUUCAAAAGGCAUUGAAAAAGGGUGAAGUCCUACCUGAUGCCAAAAGAUUUGAUUCAAAUUGCAUUACACCUGGUACUAAAUUUAUGGUUAAACUUCAAGAGCAACUUGAAUAUAUGGUGAAGAGCAAAGUGACUACAGACCCAGCAUGGCAAGGGAUCAGGAUUUAUCUGUCUGGUCAUGAGACGCCAGGAGAAGGAGAACACAAGAUCACUGAAUUUAUAAGACAUGAACGCAUGCAAUCUCACUAUGAUCCAAAUACAAGACAUUGUUUAUAUGGACUUGACGCUGAUCUGAUGAUGUUAGGGUUGUGUUCACAUGAACCUCAUUUUUCACUACUCAGGGAAGAAGUUCGUUUCACAGGUAAAAAGAAUAAAAAUGCAAGAACUCCUAAACCAGAAGAAACAACUUUUCAUUUAUUGCACUUGUCACUGAUGAGAGAAUAUAUUGAUCAUGAGUUUGAAAUUUUAAAGAAAUCAAUUCCUUUUAAAUAUGAUCUUGAAGCUGUCAUAGAUGACUGGGUUCUUAUGGGAUUUCUUGUUGGAAACGAUUUUAUACCUCAUUUACCUCAUCUUCAUAUUGCACAUAAUGCCUUACCAAUGUUAUACAAAACGUACAAGGAAGUUUUGCCUACUCUAGAUGGAUAUUUAAAUGAAGGUGGAGUUGUCAAUUUAGCGAGGUUUGGAAAGUAUCUGGAGACUUUAGCUAAGUUUGAUCUAGAGAAGUUCGAAGAACACUAUGCAGAUUUCAAGUGGUUGGAGUCUAAAACGGGAAAAAAGAAAUCGGGAAAGCAACCCCAAAAUGACGUUCGAACUCCGAAAAAGACGAAAAAAUCAGAUAUGGAUUUUAAUUCAUUUGAUUCUUUUGAAGAAGGAAGCAGCAGUAGUAGCAGAGAUAUGAUGUUGGAACGGAAAUCAAUUGAAGUUGUCAAAGAACUUUCAGUUUCACAAGGACUAAUAACUGAAGAGUAUGACGUUGAAGCAGUUGGUCAAGAAGAAGAUUCUACUUUUGAUGUUGAAUUUAAGUUAUUCAAAAGAAAUUACUAUCAGGAAAAGUUGCACUUCGAGGGCACGGAUGGAGAAGUUGCUAAAAUUGCAUACGAGUAUAUUCUUGCUAUUCAAUGGAUUUGUCAUUAUUAUUACAAUGGAGUGCAAUCAUGGAGUUGGUAUUAUCCUUAUCACUAUGCACCAUUUCUAUCUGAUCUUCGAAAUCUAAGUCAAAUGAAAUUGAAGUAUGAAAUGGAAAAACCUUUCUUUCCUUAUCAACAACUGCUCGCUGUAUUACCCGCUGCUAGUAAAGAGUGCCUGCCUGAACCAUACUGGGAUCUCAUGUGCAGUGAACAUUCACCAAUCAUAGAUUAUUAUCCUCUUGAUUUUACUUGUGAUUUGAAUGGAAAACAACAGGAAUGGGAAGCUGUUGUACUUAUACCAUUUAUAAAUGAGGAGAGACUACUAUCUGCGAUGGAGCCAUGUUUGAAAAAACUUAAUAAAGCUGAAAAGGAAAGAAAUCAGCAUUCUGGCUGCCAGUUAUAUACAUUUGAUGACAAUCUGGAUUUUUAUGUUAAAUCAUCUCUCGCAGGACAUUUUCCCAAUAUUGCACAUUGCAAAACAAAGUUGGAAUUAAUUCCACUUCACUCUUGGAGUACAGCUGAUAUUUCACAAUUUAUUAAAGGUGUUAUACCUGGAUGUAGAUUAUCUGUUUAUUAUCCUGGAUUCCCAACACUGUAUCAUCUACCACACAGCUCAAAGUUAGAGAAAAGAAGUGUUAAAGUUUUUCAAAUGCCCAGUAGAAACGAGAACAUGAUUUUGAAGGUUUUAUCACCUGGCCACUAUGAAGAUGAUAUUGAAAAUCCAACUUAUAAGGAAGGAGAGAGUGUUGAUGAUGUUGCAAAAAAUUUAUUGGGAACAUCCGUAUAUGUGAACUGGCCUCAUAUGGAAGAAGCAAAAGUUGUUGGUGUUUCUGAUGGAAAUAUAAAGUAUGAAGUGACAGAGCAUAUUCAUGCCACAGGAACAAAAGGUUCAAAACAUAAAAUGCAGAGGAGAAUGAUGUCGAAAGAGGAACAGCAAAUCUUUUUACAAGACCUUGAUUCAUUAUCUGAAAGUUAUAUUGGUAGAAGAGGAAUAGAUGUUGGCGAAACUGAAUUUUUGGUCUAUGCACAACCUUUAUUAGGCAGGAAAUAUGUUUGCGGAGAGCAAGGCCAAAUUACAUUGGAAAAACAAUGGGCCACAAAACCAAAAGCCUAUGCAUUACAAGCCACUGUGAAGGAUAUUUCUGUGAAAGAUCCAACCUUUCAACAAUUCAAAGGAGUAGAUGAAUUAUUUCCUGCUGGAUCCACUGUAUUUAUGUUGGGACAACCACACUAUGGAUGCAGAGGGAAGGUUCUUGAGGUUAGUCAAGGAAUGGCUAGCAUUGAAUUUGAAACCCCUGCUGAACCAGAUAUUGAAUCAGUGAUUCGUCAGAGACAUAAACUUUCAUCAUCAUAUUAUCCAGGAUGGGAACUUGGAUCUCGUCUUGGAGUAUCAAGUUAUCUCAUCUCUCGUAUCACUGGAACAAUUUUUGUCUUCUAUCCUGCCAACAGAAAAUGGCAAAUUGGACUCAGUCUUAGGUUUUCUAAAGAUAAUUGUGGAAUUGCUGGUUACACACGACUGGAUAAUAGAGAAUGGAGAUAUUCCGAGGCAGUUGACAAAGUUCUUCGACAGUACAUGAAAAAUUUUCCAGAAGUGUUGACAUAUCUUCAAACUGCCAUAAAAAGAAACGAGAAUGAGUUUGAUGCAGCAAAAAUGGUUGGCAUGGAUGAGGAAGCUGAUAUUAUCGCCAGGCUUCAAGAACUGAGUACCUGGCUCAAGAAUUUAGACUGUUACCAUGGAGACAAGGUCAAUGAACACUCCGAUAUGCUUGAAGUAAAAGUUGUCAACGUUGUGGCUGAUAAAGUAGAAGAAGCCAAGAAAAAGAAAGCGGAUAAAAAAGUUCAGAUAACUCUUCGACCUCAUGUAUUAUACCGACCUCUAGUUCAUCAAGGUACUUUAAUACCUGACAAUUCGGCACAACAUCGUCUGUUGGACAGAAUUGUAAAUGUCAGGGAUGGCUACACUGUCCCACUUGGUUUACGAGGUACAAUUAUUGGCAUCCAUAAGCAGCCAGGACAAGAUGCUUUGUUUGACGUCAUCUUUGACGAAGAAUUCCUUGGAGGAUUGGAGUUUGGUGGCAGAUGUCCUAAACGACGAGGAUACAGGAUGCCAGAAUGUGCGAUGGUUAAUAUUUCUCAUGGAGGGAGAAUCUCAUCAAGAGAUCACAAACCAAUGGCUGUUGUGAGGCCUCACAAUAAGCAGUUUACAAAACAGGCUUGGCAAUCAAAUGCUCAGAAUCUGGAUUAUCCUCAAAGAAAUCAACGUUCUUCUAACACAAGAGAUCACAGUCCAAGAUAUUUACGAUCAAGCAAUGAAACAAGAACUCAAUCCCAGCACAACAAUAGAGAGUUCCAAAGGCCAGUUUCCACGAGUAAGGUUCAGCAAGGAAUGAAUCGACCAACAAUUAUGCAAAGACCAAAUGCAAAUACAGGUGGAAAACAAGAUGCCAGACAUGCCAAGGGGAAUCAACAGCAAGGAGACAUAUUUCAUACAUUAUGGAAUACCUUAAAAGAACAAAAUAAGAAUCCCAAUGUGUCAAAAACCUCUGCUACAACUGCAAGCUCAAAAUCAAAAGGUUCUGCCACAAACUCGCAGCCUAAUUUGAAUGAUAAAGCCGUGCCAAACAUCACAGCACCCAACGCCAAAGAACUGAAAAAUAUUCAAGGAAAAAAUGGCAAUAUCACAUCCCUAAUGCAAGCUGCGAAGUCAUUACCACAGGUGCAACCAGACUCGGUAAAAUCUAAAUCUACAAGUGAAGAAACUACCAAGAAAAGUACUAUUACAACGACUGCCAAUGUCCAAUCUGACAAAAGAAAUACUAAAUUACAGCAUUCAACUACGCUGACAACUACUGUCACUCAGUCUACAUCAACACCAGGAGCAGACGGGGUUGAUCAUCUCAAUAAACUUUUCAAAUCUAUCAAAGUUCCUCACCCAAAUGCCCCGCCUUUUAUCCCAAAACUCGCUUUUACACCCACUCAGCCUUUUCCACAGGAUCAAAACCCCAGGAACCAUACCCAAGCUCAACAGUCAUCCGCAAGCAAUACUAUCCCACAACCUCAAGCCCCACCAUUUGUACCAUCACGGGGUUGGUACCCACACUAUUCAGGUGCCCCAAUAAAUCAACCACCUCCCUCCCAUUUCCCCCCUGGUAUACCACCAUAUCGCCAAAGAGGACCGCCACCACAACAGCAAUUUCUAAGAGGAUAUCCUGGGCCUUUUAAUGCCAGACCCAUGACGCGUAACUUCAGAAUGCAAAUGCAACAACCACCAUUCUUUCCAUGGCCCGGUCAGCCAGGUGCACCUACACAAGAUUGGAGACAGACAGAGGCAGCAAUGUCCGUUGCAAGAAACUAUGAAGAGGGAACCCAAAAACUAUGUGAGAUGUUAAAUAAAGAAAACGAAGAUGCCUCUUCUUCAAAAUGGUCAACAGGAGAAGAAGAAGAUAAACUCACAAAACGAAAUAUGGCCGAAGAAACAUUGAAAAAUAAAGAUGAAAACGAGAUUAUUAAUAAAUUUGAUAGCAUAUCAAUCAAAGAAGAAACGUCGGAUGUUGAUUCAGUAAAAGAUGAUGAAGAAUAUAUGGAACGAUCAACUUCUGUUGAAGAUAAUUCAGUCGUGAAGAAACAGACCAAAGUGGAUGAACUAAUUUCAAUGUGUACGAAGUGUAGCAUGCUUCCGCCUAUCUACACAUACUUCACCACCGGCGAUGAACAAGUUGUAUCUACAGUUCAACUUUGGAAUGGAGUAAGAUUCAGUUCUCAUGCACAACUUACGAGAGAUAAAGCAAUGGAAGAAGCAGCAGGACAAGCUAUUGGAUAUUUGAAAAAUGAACAAAGAGACAAACGACCUGUGAGCACAAGUCCACCAUCAACAGUUCCAUAUUAUCUACCGGUACAAAAUCUUCUUCCUCCACAGUACUAUCAGACGCAUGCUGCAUAUGGAACACCGGUAUCUUAUGCCACUACUGCACCUCAAACGUUUUUUCUUCCUUCCGUUCCAUACACGAUGAUUCAACAACCACCCGUGGUUACUAUACCCCCUGAGUAUCAACAUGCUGCCUACUUGCAACAAUACAGGUUUGAUCAAGCAGCUCAAUACAGUCCAUACCAUCAGCACUAUCCAACUGUCCGAGUACAGAUCAGCCCCAGUCACCAACAAAGGUAUCACCAUCAUUCACCUGGAGCAAAACCUGUUUUAUGGACCGGUUUACAACAUGACCCUUAUCAGGUUCAAGAAAAAUUGUCUUCGCAAAGGAAAACAACGGAAUAUAAACUUCUAGAUAAACCACCAAGUCCAGUUGACUCAAAUCAGACAAAGGAGUCCAUAUCAGAGCAAGAGACAUUGGAAAAGACACCAGAAACAUCAUCAGAAUCUGAAAAGACAACGCCGAACAAAUCGCGUCCUGGAUCUGCAAUGAAAAAGCAAACUGCAGCCAAACCAAAACUGGCGAUUUCUUUCAAUAAAAAUCAAAGCUCAUAAUUAAAUUGUGUUUUUUUCUACCAAAAACAUACGGUUUUGUAAUAUUAAUUUAUUCUCAGUUGUAAAUAUUAUUUACUCAAUGUAUUAACUAUACGGGGACUUAUUUAUUAUGUAUUAAUCAGAAAAAAACUACUCUCUUUAAACUGUACAAAUUUUACAUAACAGUUGUACUUGAGAACAUAUAUUCAUGCUACAUAUAUAUCCUAAAAAUCUCAUGAGUUAAUCUAACAUCCGGCCAAGCAACUGUGCAUCAUAUUCCACUUGCAUGUCAACAGUACUCCAGUAUUAUCCAGGUUGUGAAUCCUUUUUUAAAUUGUUUUGAGGCAUCUUUUCGUGAUUGGUAACUCACUUCCAGUAUUGGUGUGAAUAUUUCAGGCAAGGUGUAUGCAUUUUAAUGUGAAUCAAAGUGUUUACUUUUUUAACUCACUAUAUGAAUCUUCCUUUCUGCUGGAAUUAUAUAAACGACUCCAUGUCUGAAUUAACUAUACUUAUCUCCCACUUAUUGAAACUUAUUGAUUCUCAUCUGCCUUCUGUACAAUUGAGAUUAAGUUGAUAUGUUUCCACAAAUAGAGUACGGUUUGGUAUGGUGAAGUAAAUUCGCUUCUAUAUGAUAACUUUGUAAAUAGUUUUAUUUGGGUAAGCUUGUAUAGUUGUAUUAUGUAUUUUGGUGUAGUGUGUGUAUCCUGUAUUUUACUAACUCUUAUUUAAUUCCAUUUUAUAUCCAAGAAUUAUAAGCUUGCAACUGUAAUCGUUCUCGCGUAGCAUAGUCGGUGAAAUCUUUCUACUUCCUUUGAAAUAAAUUUGUAGAUCUGCGACCUCUGGUGUCGGUUUGUUUCAUUCGAUGAUUCAAGGUCAUCCAUGGGUUAUAAGAACGUCGUGUAGGAGUAGAUGGAGAAUAUUGUAUAUGGUUAAGCUAUUUUCAGAUCUUUUUUCAAAUUCGUGCUGUCUCUUUGUAAUUCUUCUUUUUAACUUGAACGAACUCCCAUCCCUUUUCACCGCAAAAUAAACUGGAGAUUCUUUUA